CCUUGGCUGUUCGCUUCGCCGGAUUGUGUCAAAAUUCUAUUUCAAAAGUUUAGGAAAUUUUGGGAAAAAACAUAAAAUACGUGGUUUAUUGAUAUUUAAAAAUACUAGUGUUGUUCGAAUAGUGCACGUAGCUUCGAUAGUAUUUAAAAAUGGUGGUGCGCGAGUAUAACGAGGAGCUGAAGUACAUCGAGAAAAUCUCGCCCAAUAGCUACCUCAUCAAGAAGGGGUUUCAGCCUAACAUGAAUGUGGAAGGAAUUUUCUACGCCAACAGCAAGCUUGAACGAUUAAUGUUCGAUGAGCUGCGGAACUCUUGCCGGCCGGGUAUGACCGGGGGAUUCCUUCCCGGCGUUAAGCAGAUUGCCAAUGUGGCGGCCUUGCCUGGCAUUGUGGGCCGAUCCGUUGGUCUUCCAGACAUUCAUUCGGGUUAUGGAUUUGCAAUUGGAAAUAUGGCAGCAUUCGAUAUGGGCAAUCCGACGUCGAUCGUAUCGCCGGGCGGAGUCGGUUUCGAUAUUAAUUGUGGCGUCCGGCUGUUGCGUACAAAUUUGUUUGAAAAAGACGUAAAGCCAGUACAGGAGCAGCUGGCUCAAAGCUUGUUCGAUCACAUUCCUGUGGGUGUCGGAUCGAAGGGAAUCAUUCCGAUGAAUGCUCAUGACUUGGAGGAAGCUCUAGAGAUGGGCAUGGAUUGGUCGCUGCGUGAAGGCUACGUUUGGGCUGAAGACAAGGAGCACUGCGAAGAGUAUGGGAGAAUGUUGAAUGCUGAUCCCAGCAAAGUCAGUAUGCGAGCUAAAAAGCGAGGAUUGCCACAAUUGGGAACACUGGGCGCCGGAAAUCAUUACGCCGAGAUUCAAGUUGUGGAAGAAAUCUACGACAAGUUUGCUGCUAGUAAAAUGGGCAUCGAAGAGUUGGGUCAGAUUUGCGUAAUGAUUCACUCUGGAAGUAGAGGAUUUGGUCACCAGGUUGCAACCGAUGCACUGGUUGAGAUGGAAAAGGCUAUGAAGAGAGAUAAAAUUGAAACCAAUGAUCGUCAGUUGGCAUGUGCUCGAAUAAAUUCAACGGAAGGCCAAAACUACCUUAAGGCCAUGGCAGCUGCUGCGAAUUUCGCAUGGGUUAACCGUAGUUCCAUGACAUUCCUUACCCGUCAGGCAUUUGCUAAGCAGUUUAAUACCACUCCAGAUGAUUUAGACAUGCACGUGAUUUACGAUGUAUCGCACAACGUGGCCAAAAUGGAAGAACAUAUGGUCGAUGGUCGCCCCAAGCAACUGCUGGUGCAUCGUAAGGGGUCAACUCGAGCAUUACCGCCGCAUCAUCCGCUGAUUCCCGUCGAUUACCAACUGACCGGUCAACCCGUGCUAAUCGGUGGCUCCAUGGGAACGUGCAGCUUUGUUCUAACUGGUACCGAGAAGGGCAUGGCUGCAACGUUCGGAUCCACAUGUCACGGAGCCGGUCGCAGUUUAUCUCGCGCGAAGUCGCGUCGUAAUUUGGACUAUAAGGAUGUCCUGAGAGAUUUGGAGGCGAAGGGGAUCGCAAUUCGCGUUGCUUCGCCUAAAUUGGUUCAGGAAGAAGCACCGGGUUCCUACAAAGAUGUUAGAGAUGUAGUGCAGACGUGUCACGAUGUGGGUAUCAGUGCGAAGUGCAUCAAACUCAGGCCGAUAGCCGUCAUUAAGGGUUAGAUAAUUCUGAAUAAUAAUAAAAUACAUACAUUUCGAAGACGUAUUUAUUAUAAUAUAAACAGUAAAAUACAUACUUAUAAUAAAUGGAAAUACAUUGAAA
Molecule: messenger RNA, 1770 nt
Organism: Armigeres subalbatus
Lineage: Eukaryota; Metazoa; Arthropoda; Insecta; Diptera; Culicidae
Gene: RtcB
Product: RNA-splicing ligase RtcB homolog
Exons: 2
Coding region: 150-1670 (506 amino acids)
Biological process (GO): tRNA splicing, via endonucleolytic cleavage and ligation
Cellular component (GO): nucleus; tRNA-splicing ligase complex
Molecular function (GO): RNA ligase (ATP) activity
Source: RefSeq, a predicted model, not a curated record